Messenger RNA from Rhizophagus irregularis DAOM 181602=DAOM 197198, 909 nucleotides. RefSeq lists its product as uncharacterized. The record is from RefSeq and is a predicted model, not a curated record. Lineage: Eukaryota; Fungi; Glomeromycota; Glomeromycetes; Glomerales; Glomeraceae.
AUGGCUAACGUGACAAUUAUUAGUAACAAUUAUAUUAAAUCUUCAAAUGAAACUACACAACCACAAAUGGAGAAUAAUAUUGAUAUAUUUCUUGAAGAUGAUAACAUCAACAUUCAACAAGAAAAGGAACUUUUUGAAUUACAAUGUAAUGAAUUAGAACAACAAUUAAAGGAAAUAAAAUCUCAAAUUCAAUCAUUGAAACAAAAGAAUAAAGAUUUAGAAAAGAAAGUUGGAAUUGCAACGAAUUUCAAUUCAAAUGAUGACAAUAUCAUAUUUAAUAAUGAUAUUAUAGAAUUACAUGAUACUUUGGAGAAUUAUGUUACAAAUUUGAAACCUAAAAUAGAUGUUAAUAUAAAUGAAGUAAAAAAACUUUUAAUUAAAUAUGGAUGUCAAUCAAAGAUUUCUUAUAAAGAUCAAAACAAACCACUCAUCAAAGCUGUAUUACAACGCCACGUACUUGAAGAAAUACUUGCUCAAGCGGAUUUCUAUUUUUCACGUUCAAAUAAUAUUAAUAAUAUUGUAGUUUAUCAAAAUAUGAUAAUGACAUCAUCCGAUGAUGAUAACUUUAUUCAUAUUAUCUCAAAAAAGAUCAAUAGGAUGAUGAAUAAAUAUCGUAAAAUUAAUGAUAUUAAAAGGAAAAAAUAUGUAAAUUCAUUAGCGAAAGAUUUGGUUCUAAAUGUUAUUAGAAUCUUUUAUUUUAAUUUACUUAUUCAAGAACCAGUAAUUCAUUAUCAUUGGUUUAAUAAUAAUGAAAAAAUAAAUAAAUCUUACAUGAAAGGUAGUUGGGAUGAGGAUGAAAUUGAAAAUUUGGUUGUUGAAAUUUGUUCUUUUCCACUAAUUUUGAAACCAAUUUAUCCAAAUGGUUUAAAGUUUGUACUCCAGCGAAGGUUUUUCCAUUUCAUAUUAUGA